This is a messenger RNA of Procambarus clarkii (red swamp crayfish), 312 nucleotides long. RefSeq lists its product as uncharacterized. Lineage: Eukaryota; Metazoa; Arthropoda; Malacostraca; Decapoda; Cambaridae. The record is from RefSeq and is a predicted model, not a curated record.
AUGAACAAGCCACAUAGUACGUGGCAAGCAGAACACUUGAACAAGCGAUAUAGUACGUGGCGUGCAGAACAAAUAAACAAGCCUGAUAGUACUUGGCGAGCAGAACACAUGAACAAGCCAGAUAAUAUGUUGCACGCAGAACAUAUGAGCAAGCCAGAUAUUACGUGGCGAGCAGAACAGAUGAACAAGCCAGAUAAUAUGUGGCGAGCAGAACAUAUGAGCAUGCCAGAUAGUACCUGGCGAUCAGUACACAUGAACAAGAUAGAUAGUAUGUGGCGAGCAGAAUACAUGAACAAGCCAGAUAGUAUGUAG